Messenger RNA from Lontra canadensis (Northern American river otter), 2169 nucleotides. It is a transcript of the gene MAFG, whose product is annotated as MAF bZIP transcription factor G. Gene Ontology annotation, molecular function: RNA polymerase II cis-regulatory region sequence-specific DNA binding; DNA-binding transcription factor activity, RNA polymerase II-specific. The record is from RefSeq and is a predicted model, not a curated record. Bases 644 to 1132 code for a protein of 162 amino acids. The transcript is spliced from 3 exons. Gene Ontology annotation, cellular component: nucleus. Gene Ontology annotation, biological process: regulation of epidermal cell differentiation; regulation of transcription by RNA polymerase II. Lineage: Eukaryota; Metazoa; Chordata; Mammalia; Carnivora; Mustelidae.
CGCCUGCCACCUGGGGGUAGGGGGGUGCUCCCACCAAUGCUGGAAACAGUCGAGCUCUUCAAAGUGAAAAGUCUGUGGGAGAAUCAGGACUGUCCUGCAUCCUUCUCUUGGCCCAAGUCCCCACCGGCCCCUAAGCCUUUGUGGGGACAGGGCCAGCUAAGGGGAGGUGGCUGUAGGAGGUUGGGCCCCGAGUACACAGCUGCAGGGUCACUGGGCCCAGCCCGCACCUGCUGUUGGCCAGGCUGGCCUUUCUGGCCCCAGCAGUGCUCUGCUUAGGCCUUGGGUCCCCUGGGGCUGUGUUGGCUGGCAGCCUUGGGGAGUGCCAGGCCGGGCUGGUGAGGGAGCAGGAGCGGGAGCGAUGUGCUGAGUCAGCGUGACUCGCCAGGAACAGCCAUGCUCUGGGGCGCACACUGGGGUUAUUUUUAAAGCUCCCGGCUUCCUUCUAGGCUGGCCCUUCCCGCAUCCCUCUCAUCUCUUCCCAAGGCCCUUUUCUGGUUGCUGCCUUCCUAACUUAGCCUUCUGUCCCCCUUCCCCCAUCAGACCCACUGGGUUUCCUAGGAACAAGGUGGCCGGGGACCAGCCCAGCCAGAGGGUGGCAGGUGGUCCUCCGGGCCAGAGUGCCUGCUUGCCGUGCCCCCGGGUUAUGACGACCCCCAAUAAAGGAAACAAGGCCUUGAAGGUGAAGCGGGAGCCGGGUGAGAAUGGCACCAGCCUGACGGACGAAGAGCUGGUGACCAUGUCGGUGCGGGAGCUGAACCAGCACCUGCGGGGCCUGUCCAAGGAGGAGAUCGUCCAGCUGAAGCAGCGGCGGCGCACGCUCAAGAACCGGGGCUACGCGGCCAGCUGCCGCGUCAAGCGCGUGACGCAGAAGGAGGAGCUGGAGAAGCAGAAGGCGGAGCUGCAGCAGGAGGUGGAGAAGCUGGCCUCAGAGAACGCCAGCAUGAAGCUGGAGCUCGACGCGCUGCGCGCCAAGUACGAGGCCCUGCAGAACUUCGCCAGGACUGUGGCACGCAGCCCUGUGGCGCCGGCCCGGGGCCCCCUCGCUGCCGGCUUGGGGCCCCUUGUCCCCGGCAAGGUGGCCGCCACCAGCGUCAUUACGAUAGUAAAGUCCAAGACGGACGCCCGGUCGUAGGGACGCGCGCUUGCCCGGGCGGGUCUGCAAGGGGCCAUUAGGCGCAUGGCGAGUUUGGCAGCCCUGUCCCCUUCUUUCUCCUCUCCUCCUCGUCCUCUCCUGCCUCCUCCCUUCCCUGCAAAGCACAACCCGCACCCCAGGGGCGCCGGGCUGAGCCCCUUUGAUCUCGUCGUCGUCAUCGUGUGUUUUGUGUGUUGGGAUUGGUCAGUUCGGCGGUGACGUGGGGUUGCCCCCCAGUCCCCUUUGUACCAAGGCGGUGCAGGCUUGGCGUCCAGAGUUGGCCCUGUGGGAACAGAGAAAGAUCGAAUGAGCGUUCUGGGGCUCGGGUGUUAGAGCAGGGAGGGCCCCAGGGCAAGGGGAGGCUGCUGUCCACUCCUGGGUGGCCCGCGGGCUCCGACGGCUGCUGGCUGGCCGGGGGCUGUGAUUCACUCUUAGUGCGGCCACAGGCACAGAUGGGCUCUGCUCCUAGGAGUAGGGUGUCCCUGAGGGCCCUGGACGGGUGGGCCACUAGCCUGGGCGCUGUAGGCGCUGGGAGGGAUGGGGCGUUCCGCGGCUUUGCGCCAGGGGCCAGGGCGGUCGAGCCUGACGCGUUGCACUGAACAAGACCAAAUCACUGGUUGUGAACAUACGUGAAGGGUGUGUCCAGUGUCCUGCGAUGGGUCCCGUGCCACUGUUUACAUGACCUGUUUGUGUGGUUACAUAGCCCUUUAUUUAAAAGAGAGGAGUUCCUUUUACGAAGUUAUUAAAUUAUAUGUUUAAAAGCUAAAGAAAAAAGAGCUGCAGAGUAUUUAUAAAACUGUCUUUUUAAAAAAAAAAACAAAAACCAAGCAAGAACAUUUGACCGUAUAUAUGGACAAGGAAGGAAAGUAUAAUAGAAACUUUGCUAGUUUAACAAAAGAAAAAAACAAAAAAAAAUCCCUUUCUUGUAAACUUAUGGACAAGUCUUUGUGGCUGUUGGAGUUUAGUUUUUAUAUACACAGAGUUAUCAGACGUUAUUUAUAAAACUUAGUUUUAAAAAAGAUAAAAAAAAAAAAAAA